AUGUCAAGCGGUGAACAACAAUUUCGCGAAUCAUUGCGUUCUUUUCGUUGGGCUUCUAGCUCUAACAACGCUAAUAUUUCCACGAGUAAGCCUACACCUUUUUCUCGACUUGCUGAAAAUACAUCAAAUUUUUUUGGAAGCAUUGGCAAUAGGGUGCAAGGAUAUAUACCCUUGACAAACAACAAUGGAGAACAAGACGAUGACUGGUUCACAUUGACCAGAUGGCAGGCUUUCGUGUCUUUGCCACUUUUGGCCAUAAACCCGCGAAAAUUUGUGGUUACCUACACGAUGGGCAGUCUUUUAAUUUUAUCGAGUUUUGCUUUACUUCAUGGUCCAUUAGCACACCUUCGACAUAUCUUUUCUCGAGAACGUUUGCCUUUCACUAUUGCUUACCUUGGCUCGAUGGUCGCGACUCUAUAUUUUGCGAUUGGGUUACGAAACACUAUUCUCACUAUCAUAUUUAGCGCCAUUCAAGUAAUUGCUCUCAUAUGGUAUACUGUUUCAUAUUUGCCUGGGGGAACUAGCACUUUACGGUUCGGUUCCCGUAUGUUUGCUAGGCAAGCCUCUGACAUUUUUUCUGCUUGA
This is a messenger RNA of Cetraspora pellucida, 585 nucleotides long. The record is from the annotation of a GenBank genome assembly. Lineage: Eukaryota; Fungi; Glomeromycota; Glomeromycetes; Diversisporales; Gigasporaceae.